CUGAAGAACAUCAUAGAAGGAAGCUCUCUCUCACACAAAGCAAAAAUACUCUGCAGAGUAGAAAGCCCCGUACAUGAAUGCCUGCGUAAAAGUCUCUGCUGAUCUUCUCCUCCUCUCCAUGUCCAAAACCGAAUCUAAGGUACAAUGAUUUUCAAGUCCAACACGUCAUGUCCUCUGCAUUUGCUCCUGUUCUAAAGUCAGCAUCUUUUCCAUCGCUUCAUGAUAUGUUUCUUGUUCUAUGAAGUUGUAGGUAAAGACACUGCUCGCUGUUGUUGUUGUUACCGUUGCUUAACAAGGUUCAAUUUUGGUGUUAGAGGUGUAAUUUCAGAUACCCAUCUGUUCGAUUUGAGAAAUGCGACAACCCCUUUUGAGAAUUCGAGGAAUUUUUAUUUUUAUUUGAUCACUGAAGUUAGGGUUUUUGUGUCAUCAGUUCGUGAAAAUCUUUCGAUUCCCUUUUGGGCUACUAACUUCCUUCGUGUUAAGAUGGAGUAUAGUGGAAAUGUUGUCCACGUGAUCCCUAAUGCCAGCGAGAAUUGGAUGCCGAAUUCCGGGGAUCCCGCUGUUUGGGCCACAGAAGAUGAGUACCGGGUUUGGAACACGCGAGAAUCCUCCACAGAUACAACAUCCAACUCCCACUACGACCAGAGACAGUCCCAAACGCGGUCAGGCAGUGAACCUCCUAAUAAGAAGUCAAGAAAUGCAGGGCAGGAAUCGAAAUCGAAGGCUAUAGGGAAGAUGUUCUUCAAGACCAAGCUCUGCUGCAAGUUCCGUGCGGGCACCUGCCCCUACAUCACCAACUGCAACUUCGCCCACAGCAUGGAGGAGCUACGUCGACCGCCCCCAAACUGGCAGGAAAUUGUGGCGGCCCACGAGGAUGAGAAAGGUGUUCAAUUGGAGCCUAGGGAGGAAUUUCAGAUUCCUUCCUAUGGAGUUGAGACACAGAGGUCCUAUAAAGGUAGGCAUUGCAAGAAGUUUUACACGGAGGAAGGUUGUCCCUAUGGUGAUAACUGCACGUUUUUGCAUGAUGAGCAGUCAAAAUAUAGGGAGAGCGUGGCUAUAAGUUUGGGUCCUGGAGGCUAUGGUGGUGGUGGGGGUGGUGGUGGUGGCAGCGGUGGCAGUGGUGGUGGCAGCAGCACUGGUGGAGGAGGAGGAGGAGGAGGAGGAGGAGGAGCAGGAGCAGGAGUCGACAGUGCUGCGAAUGUGAAGCCAUCAAAUUGGAAGACAAGGAUAUGCAAUAAGUGGGAGCUUACUGGGUAUUGCCCGUUUGGGAGCAAGUGUCAUUUUGCACAUGGUGCUGCAGAGUUACAUCGGUAUGGCGGUGGUCUUGUCGAGGCAGAGGCUAAUUCUUCUGCUGUCCCUACUGAUUCAAAGCAAACUGGUGUGCCGUCAAAAAAUCCCGCAGAUAGCAUGGUUGGAUCGGUCCCUUCUCUUCCUCAUUCAGAUGUUUAUCAUAUUGGAGUUUCAUCACAAAGGUCAUGUAUUAUAAUCCAGAAGCCUGGCCAGAGAACUCAUCAGAAAUGGAAGGGUCCAGACAGGAUCAGUAGGAUAUAUGGUGACUGGAUUGAUGAUAUUGAAUAAAAUGUCGGAACUGUUUUGUGCAAAUUCUGGAGCAAAUUAAUGAGAACUUGGAUAGCCUAAAUGAGGGGCGGGCCGAAGGGAUAACAGAAGAAUGUAAUUCUCAUAGUUCAUGAUGGAUGGCAUCAUGGGUGCAUUAGAUCUUAGCGUAAGGAGAUUCUUGUUUGCUUCAAUUCCCUUCACCACCUGCUCAUGGGAGCUCUUAGCACCAUUUUCAUUGUGUACCGAUCAUCAUAUUUAUUUGAAUCUUGAGUUUCUUUGUAGUUUUCGUGACCUCUGUUUUUAAACUUUGAAGACUAAAUGCUAUCUUUGUAAGUUUACCACCUUGCUUAAAUUUACAGACAUUCUCUCUC
Molecule: messenger RNA, 1928 nt
Organism: Tripterygium wilfordii
Lineage: Eukaryota; Viridiplantae; Streptophyta; Magnoliopsida; Celastrales; Celastraceae
Product: zinc finger CCCH domain-containing protein 12-like
Exons: 2
Coding region: 220-1578 (452 amino acids)
Molecular function (GO): mRNA binding; metal ion binding
Source: RefSeq, a predicted model, not a curated record